AGUUUCCACUUUCUUCCCCCUUUCUCAUUUAUCAGUCAGCUGAGAGUGAUGCUUCAUUUAUUUAUUAAAUUGGUUUCUCGUAUUAGAAUGUACAUAAUCGUCUUCCAAUAAUAUAAAUAGAUGUGAUAUCUAAAACUACAUAUUUAAAAUAAAAUAUAAUUAAACUAUAUAUUCAAAAGAUACAAAUUUUUCAUGGAAUAUGCCAAAUUUAACCAAUUUAACCUUUCCAUUUAACCUGAGUUAAAAAUACACAAAUUGUUUUUAACUGCACCAUGGAAGACGCCAGGUAUCGAGAUGCCGCAAUUUUUGCGGUCGUUUCAGACAUGGUAAUGACAAGCGUUAACCUACUAAAAUGGGGAGAAAUAGGAUUUCAGAUUAUUGGAUUUUACAUGGGAAUGCACAAAGUAGCAAGUCCGAUUCAUACUAUUCCACUGGUUUUUGCCGCAUUCAUACUUCAUUUUGGGGCAGUGUGGACCGCUUACAAAAUGACGAAGGCUUGUCGGCUGGAAACUCAACUAGAUGAAGGGAUACGAAGGGGGAAAAAUUGGAGAAAUUUGGCCAUUGUGCUAAUUCUGUUCAACAUUCUUGGCGCACCUACUCUCGGACUGAAAGGCUACACCGGAGGGAUGACGGUCAUCUUCAAUACGCUCCGGCUAAUCGGGAUUUUUGUGGUUCACACAUUUGUCGGAGAAUUGACGGCAAUAUUGGCUGAGGCUGAAGCAAUGGAAACAACUCAGAUUGUUACGAGUCGCUGAAAGUUCUGCUGGUAAAGGGCAAAAGAUAUUUUAUUUCA
Messenger RNA from Folsomia candida, 793 nucleotides. RefSeq lists its product as uncharacterized. The coding region runs from base 273 to 755 and encodes 160 amino acids. Lineage: Eukaryota; Metazoa; Arthropoda; Collembola; Entomobryomorpha; Isotomidae. The record is from RefSeq and is a predicted model, not a curated record. The transcript is spliced from 4 exons.